UGCGAAGUAGAAAGUACCUUUCCCUUACACAUUAAGCGAAGAAAUAUGCCUCCUACUACAAAGGCGUUUGAUUAUUUAGUUAUUGGCGGUGGAAGCGGUGGUCUUGCCUCUGCUCGACGUGCAGCCAAAUAUGGUGCCAAGGUAGCUUUGGUUGAAGCUUCUGGCCGUUUGGGUGGUACUUGCGUGAACUAUGGUUGUGUUCCCAAAAAAAUUAUGUGGAAUAUAGCCGAUUUAGUUGGCAAGAUGAAAACGGCGCCCCAACAAGGUUUCCCAGAGAGCAACGUUGGCCGCUUUGACUGGGGUCUUAUAAAAAAGAAGAGAGAUGCUUACAUUAAAAGACUAAAUGGAAUUUAUGAGCGUAAUGUCGACAAGGAUGGUGUUUCCUAUAUUUCUGGUCAUGCUAGCUUUGUUUCACCCACUGAAGUUGCCGUAGAUAUGUUGGACGGCUCUGGCGUUCAAACAUUCUCUGCAAAACACAUUCUCAUUGCUGUUGGUGGUAGACCUAUCUGGCCAUCUCAUAUUCCCGGUGCCGAAUACGGUAUUGACAGUGAUGGAUUCUUCGAAUUGGAAGAACAACCCAAGAAGGUUGCUGUUGUCGGUGCUGGAUACAUUGCUAUAGAGUUGGCUGGUGUUUUUGCUGCUCUUGGUACAGAAACCCACCUGUUUAUUCGCCAAGAUAAGUUUUUGCGCCGUUUUGAUCCAGUCAUCAGCGAUGAAAUUAUGAAGUACUUUAAACACAUUGGUAUCCAAAUCCAUAGUAAUUAUCACGAGUUUAGUAAGGUUGAAAAGCUUCCUUCUUCUCAAUUGCGUCUUCAUAACAAUCAAAUUACUUUAGAUGUCGACAGCCUCCUUUGGGCCGUCGGUCGUACCCCCAAGACUGAGGGUUUACGUCUUGAUCAGGCCGGCGUUAAGACCCUUCCUAGUGGUUAUGUAAUUGCCGAUGAAUACCAGCGCACAAAUGUUCCUUCUAUCCUUUCUUUGGGUGAUGUUGUUGGCAAGCUUGAGCUCACCCCUGUAGCCAUUGCUGCUGGUCGUCGCUUGUCUGAUCGACUCUUUGGAGGAGUUAAGGAUGCUCAUUUGGAUUAUGUUAAUGUUCCCUCUGUUGUUUUUACUCAUCCCGAAGCUGGUACCAUCGGUUUAACUGAACAAGAAGCUAUUGAUAAAUAUGGCGAAAACCAGAUUAAGGUCUACAAAUCCACUUUUAGAGGUCUCAAUUAUGCUUUGGUUGAAGAAGAGGAUAAGGUUCCUACUACUUAUAAAUUAGUAUGUGCUGGUCCUCUUGAAAAGGUCGUUGGCUUGCACUUGGUUGGUGACUUUUCUGCUGAAAUUCUUCAAGGUUUUGGUGUAGCUAUUAAGAUGGGUGCUACCAAAUCCGACUUUGAUAACUGCGUCGCAAUUCAUCCCACUUCUGCAGAGGAAUUGGUAACUUUAGUUUAAACAUAUUCACAUUUUCUAUUUUAAUCCAUUUGUCCGUUCCUUUUUCAAUCUUAUAUACCUGAGACACAAAUAGAAUAAGAUUUUGUAAAAAUUUAAUAUUGAGAGAAAUUUAUUUACUAAAUAAUAUAUCGUUUAAGAAAG
This is a messenger RNA of Schizosaccharomyces cryophilus OY26, 1578 nucleotides long. RefSeq names its product glutathione reductase. Bases 46 to 1437 code for a protein of 463 amino acids. Gene Ontology annotation, cellular component: mitochondrion; cytosol. The transcript has 3 exons. The record is from RefSeq and is a predicted model, not a curated record. NCBI's taxonomy places the organism in Eukaryota, Fungi, Ascomycota, Schizosaccharomycetes, Schizosaccharomycetales, Schizosaccharomycetaceae. Gene Ontology annotation, biological process: glutathione metabolic process; cell redox homeostasis; cellular response to oxidative stress. Gene Ontology annotation, molecular function: glutathione-disulfide reductase (NADPH) activity; flavin adenine dinucleotide binding; NADP binding.